CCGAGUCUUCCCAAGUCUCCUGUCUACUCUAGGCUCCUGGCUUCUCUUCUGAGUUUUCCCUAGCCUCCUGGCUUCUCAUGUUUUUUCCAGAGUCUUCCCUAGUCUCCUGUUUUUUUCCAAAGCCUCUGGUCUUCUUGAGUCCCUAGUUACCUCAUCUUGAGUUUCUUUAACCUGUUUAGUCAUUUCUAAUUUGUAUUUGUCUGGUUUAUUUUGUAUUGAUAAACCCACUCUUCGGUUUAUAUUUUUGGGUCGCUUUUCUUGAGCUGUUUUGGACUUAUUGUUUUCAGUAAUUAAUCAUGCCAUUGCACAUCUCGAGUGUGUCUCUGUAGUUGGGUUUCAAUGCCUCCCUGUGGCAGACUGCUAGUGUUUGCCACUCGCUCUAGAGACCCUGGUUCAAGACCUGCUCUCAUGCCUGACACAGCUACUGUUAACAGACAUAGAAGCAGUAAACAGAGUUCCAGAAUGUGCUGUUCCCACUGCGAAGCAUAGUGUUGCUUUGCUGGUGACAUGUUGGACCAUCAUUUGUUUUCCAACAGGACAUUGACCCCAAAGAGGUUAUGUUCUGUAAGAGCUAUUUAUUUAAGAAGGAGAGUAAUGAAGUACUGCAUCAGAUGACCUGGCCUUGGGAUGAUUUGGACUGGAGAGUGAAGAAAUGCAGCCAAUGACCACUCAACAGAUAAACCAGAUGCAGAUUUCCUCAGCAGAUCAUUUCUUCUUUGUCUCUCAUCUAAUACACAAUGGCUCGUUUUCAACCUACGUUAGUGCUCCUCUGCACCAUGGGUUUGUUCUCAGAGACUUUGUGCUCUUUCAUGUUGGAAGCAGAAGUUGGAGAAAGUGUCACUAUUUGGUGCCAACAUGGCCAAACUGUAACAACUUUCAUCCUCUGGUUCAAACACACCACUGAUUCAGUUCCACUUCUUGUAGGGUGUAAAAAGUUUAGAACAUUAACUCCAUCUGAAAACUGUUACUUCUAUAAAGACACCGAGCGCCUGGUGAUGUCUGUUCAGCCCGAGACCACGUCUCUCACCAUCACUGCACUGAACGUCUCUGAUACAGGACUGUAUUACUGCAGCUCCAUGGCAAUGAGCAAACUGUCCUUCAGAAACUCGACCUAUUUACACGUCAAAGGAGUAAAUAAAACUCAAGUUACUGAGAACAAAGUAGCAGGUUACAGCUGUUCCUCUGUGAUCUUCAUGCUGAACACGGUGUUUGGUUCAGUCGUUGGGAUUCUUCUCGGUGUCCUGAUUUUCAUCCUGCUGAAGCACAGAAACACACAUGGAGGUGUUGAAGCAGAAAAUAAGGUUGGUGACUCUGAUAUGAUGCAUUACUCUGCACUGCAGUUCUCUACAAAGAAAACAAUAAGAACCAAGAAGCACAAUGAAAAAACGGAAACACAUGUUGUAUAUUAUUUAGUCGCACAGAAAACCGAUCAUCAGUUCUUUACUUAAUGAUACAGCAAGUGUUUCUGAUGC
Silurus meridionalis is the source of this 1472-nucleotide messenger RNA. RefSeq lists its product as uncharacterized. The transcript has 9 exons. Gene Ontology annotation, biological process: response to bacterium. The coding region runs from base 738 to 1448 and encodes 236 amino acids. The record is from RefSeq and is a predicted model, not a curated record. Lineage: Eukaryota; Metazoa; Chordata; Actinopteri; Siluriformes; Siluridae.